AUGACUGUUAAUCACCACAGGCACACUCCUUAUCUACAGCAUGCCCAAGUCUCUUAUAAAACAGGAAUACUGGCUCACCCCUCUAACUCAAUUCUCCGGUCGAUUAUUCGCAUAGGUCUCCCAAGUAUAACUACCCCCCGGGAAGAAAGAUCAUCCCGAGAUGAAGGCAUUUUAAAACUUGUUCUAUAUCUGUUUAGAAAUGUGGUGAUUCUAGGCGCGACUCCAAAUCUAGCCGUUGAGGGAGAUGAAGAUGAGGCCUCGAGGUCAAUGACAAUCAAUGCAUUCCAUGACCAAGAUGUCUUUGCCCUGAUUCUUACAUUAUGUUCAAACAUCGGAGAAGAGUUUACCUUCCAGGACGUUAUUCUCCUCGAGAUAUUAUUUCAUCUUGUCAAGGGUGUUGACGUGCGACAGAUAUUUAUGGAUGAUAACCAACGGAGUGCAACGCGCAAGGAUGAGCUGAAGGGACUGAUGGCUGCAGAAAGCAAUUUAAAUCGUGAUCGCUUAAAGAAUGCCCCUACCCGUCAUGGUAGGUUUGGGACCAUGAUUUGGGUAAAACGAGACGCAGCGAAAGUGUCCUCUGUAUCAGGCCAAGACGUUCUGCUUAAUGACCAAGCGGCCUUUGAUAAAAUGGAUAAAACAAAAAAGUGGAACAAACCGAGAGGAAGACGGCCAGUGAUUGAUGAAACGUCAAACAAUUUCAAUGUGCAAGUUCACUUGACCUCGUCGGCCCUCAACUAUCUUCGACUUUUUGUUGAGGAGUUUCUUGAUUCAGGAUUCAAUCCCUUGAUGACUAGUAUACGAAAAGCUAUGGAACGAGAGUCCGAUCGUUUGAGUGAAUCUUCGUCUCGCCAUUUCUUUUUCGUCAGCUCUUGGUUUUUAAGCGCUGAACGUGCGCGGCGCGAACAACAAGAGAAGGCUCGCCGAAAUGCCACUGGUUCCGCGAGGGAUAUUGACCCUGACAGCUUUGCUUUAGUAGCAAGUGUUUUAAACCAGGAAACUUUUAUUGCCCUGAAUCGAUAUAUGCAAGCUAGCCUUGACAACAAAGAGUGGCAGGAUCUCAGUGCUGGAAUGCUGUCUUUCACACAGACAUUGCUUACGGUUCAAGAGAUGAGCAAAUCUUCUCUUGAGGAGGAUCAAGAAAUUGCUGAAAAUAUCCUCAGCCGCAUUUUCUAUGAAGAAUCAACACAUGAUAGAAUAUUGUCUACCCUCCGAGGUUAUAAAGGACAAGGAUUUUGGUAUCUUGAUGCCUGCACAGAGCUUGCUCAUGUCUUCCUACGCAUGCUAGAGCAAUAUUCGAAGCAAAACGUGGACAUGCAAGUCCGUUCUAAGCGAAUAUCAAGGCGGAAGAAGAAGGCACAAAACAAGGCUCAGGGAAACCAGGAGGACCAGGAGGGCGAAUUUGAUAACUCGGAAGAUGAAGAAGAAAAAGACAGAGCAGAAGCUGUUCGAAACGUUGCAGAGAGAUCGUUUGAUUUCAAGAGGUUUUGUAAUAAAUUUUGCACUCAGAACUCGGUCAACACGUUUGUUGCCCUGACGUCCUACUAUCGCGACUUGAAUACCGAACAGCUGAAACGAGCACACCGAUUCUUCUACAGAGUUGCAUUUAAACAAGAAUUGAGUGUGCUACUAUUUAGGUUGGACAUAAUCGCCCUUUUUACUAGGAUGAUUAAGGGACCGGAAGGGCUACUGUCGUCAAGCCCAGCGUUCGGAGAAUGGGAGGAACUUGUUCGUCAAAUUCUAAAAAAGAUGUUCAAAAAGAUUGAUGAGCGGCCAGAGCUCAUCACGGAACUACUGUUCAGCAAGAUUCCUGCCACAGUACACUAUUUGGAAUAUGGCCAAGAGAAGCAAACUGUGUCAGUAGCAUCCCGACCCGCUGCAGAACUGGAAGUGAAGCAAAAUUAUACUAGGACCGCCGAUGAAAAGAUCCGAAUCGUUGUGUCUGUCUUGGUUGCAGAUAACUGCGAGGAAUUGGUUCGGUGGUUAUGUGAGGUCCUUGAUAAUGCCCUCAAGGAUAGGAAGAGCUGGGAUCUCGCAGAUCUAGCACGGGGAAUACAAGAUGCUGCUGACAUUGCAGAUAUCGCACCUAGCACACCCACAAUAGAAGUCUCUGCCCCUGACGAGAAACGCAAAACGGCCUUGUUCAAAAAUGGCCGCUUACGUCUUCUUUUCACACUAGCCGGCCUAGAAUUGGUGGGCGAAGAUGUACUGGGCACCCCCUGGAGCAUCCCAGGCUCUAUUCCAUCUACAGAACUUGAGGAGACGCGCAACUCCAUUCAGAAACAUUGUGACGAUCCAGCCACUGAGAUUGACGGUGUUGACCCUCACAAACUCAUACUUCGGAAACGCAUAGCUGCCAAAUCCAUGAAUGACGAGGCUACAACCCAGGUUAACUUUGGCAAUGAUUCCGAGGGAGAGGAUCUGGGGCUUGAUGAAAUCCUCUUCCCUCCAAACCCCCGAUCAAAGUCAAAAGCAUUGAAGGAACUGAAGCAGAAAAGGCGUAAGAAGACAGACGCUGAUGAGGACAACCAGCUAGAUGAGGAGACUUUGAAUGCUCGACGACUUGCUCGUGAACAGAAUGCGCUGGAACGACAGAGGAAAAUCAAAAGCAGUCUCUUUGUCAAUGCCAGUGAUGAUGAAACUGAUGACGAAGCCGAUCAAGAAUUCUUUGCUCGAGAGGCGGAACGACGCAAGAGGCAGGCUCAGCUUGUGGAGGAGGCAAUGAAUAUCGAUGGUCUAGGUAGCACUGUGCUGGGCGAUGGUACCAAGAAGGCAACAAGUGGGAAACGAAAACAAGCCAUCUCAAGUGAGAGUGAUGGGGAAGACAUAGGUACUAGUCAGAGGAAGCGUGCAAGGAGUGAAGAUCUAGGUUCUGGAAACGAAGAGGAGGAUGAAUUAGGUGCUCCUCCUAGACGCAAGGUGCAGACGCCGCCCACGUCUACGGAGGACGACCUCAUACUUGAUGUGGGAGAGAAAGCAUCCGCUCCCGAUUUCCAGUGGGCAUCAACUGCAGUUGAUAGGCCAUCGAAACCUACGGCCACAAAUAAACAAAACAUUGAUGACGAUGACGAAGAUGAUGAACCCGUCACGACGACACGACCACGACGGCCGAAGAUGAUGGCUGGCUUUGUGGUUGACAGCGAUUCUGAGUAA
Molecule: messenger RNA, 3150 nt
Organism: Trichophyton verrucosum HKI 0517
Lineage: Eukaryota; Fungi; Ascomycota; Eurotiomycetes; Onygenales; Arthrodermataceae
Exons: 2
Coding region: 1-3150 (1049 amino acids)
Biological process (GO): DNA replication checkpoint signaling; DNA repair; replication fork arrest
Cellular component (GO): replication fork protection complex
Molecular function (GO): DNA binding
Source: RefSeq, a predicted model, not a curated record